This is a messenger RNA of Lycium barbarum (goji berry), 2673 nucleotides long. Its product is annotated as B3 domain-containing protein Os01g0234100-like. NCBI's taxonomy places the organism in Eukaryota, Viridiplantae, Streptophyta, Magnoliopsida, Solanales, Solanaceae. Gene Ontology annotation, molecular function: DNA binding. The coding region runs from base 231 to 2345 and encodes 704 amino acids. The record is from RefSeq and is a predicted model, not a curated record. The transcript is spliced from 14 exons.
GAAAUGAAGCGGUAAAAUUCAUGAUCGGACAUAUCGUCAUCAUAAAAUACUCGUUGAAUCUGUCAGGUGCAAGAAAAGAGGAAAAAGGAAAGCUGCCAGAAAAUUAAGAAAUCUUGUGCUUGCAAUUUGCCUAUCAAGAGGAUAGACUUCUCAUGUCAAGCAGAAGCCUUAGGUAAUGAAGGACAGGUCAGUGGGACUAAAAGGGUGGCAUAAGCAACUAUAAAAAGAAAAUGGCAAUGAUGCACAAUCUUUAUGGUCAAAUUGAUUUGGCAUCAUCUGCCAAGUAUCGAGCAGAGGAGGUUCAAUUAAGAUUGAGCAAUAAAUAUCCAAGCUUUAUGAAGCCAAUGAUCAGAUCAAAUGUUAGUGGAGGUUUCUGGCUAUCUCUUCCAAGGUUAUUCUGCCAGCUGCAUAUGCCACGACAUGAUAUAGCCGUUACUUUGGUAGAUGAAAGCCAGGAAGAGUAUAAAACAAAAUAUCUUGCUGAGAGGAAUGGACUCAGUGGCGGAUGGCGGGGUUUUUCUCUUGCACAUGACUUAGUGGAGGGAGAUGUUUUAGUUUUUCAGCUGUUCAGAUUCUGCAAAUUGAAGGUGUAUAUAGUCAGAGCCAAUUAUUUGGCUGAAGUUGACGCCGCUCUUGUUCUUCUGCAUUUAGAUGCCCAUCAAAAUCAAAUUGAUCCUGUGCACCAAAGGCAGGAUAAUAGAAGUAUGAAACAAGAUGGGAUUAAGCGUCAAAAACUUUCCUCACAAGAAGGGGAUUAUUAUUCUUCAGAAAAUAUGUUACACAAACAUAGUCAUCCAAGGAAUACGUUCAAAGAUCUUGACCUACCUUCAAAAGGACUGGCCUAUGAAACUUUCAGCAUUGUGAAUGCCGUAAAAACCAACAUACUUAAUGACCCUCCAAGUGGUUCUUUCUCAUCAUGGACCACAAGGCCAACUGAACUUGAGCAGUUAGAGAUCAGACCCUUUUCAGCUGGAUACUCCAUUGAACCAGCUUUAACCGUACCAGGGGCAGAUAUGGAAUUCUCCAAGAAGAGCCCUCUUUCUUCCUCAAAGAAAAAGGCACUGGAAAUCAAGAAAAAGCUGCUCAAGAAAAGGGCUUCGGGUCCAAGUAAAACCUUCAAGGUGGAAAAUGGAGACAAAAAGAACGUUCAAAUAUGCACUGAAAAGAAGUCACAGAAACACAGCUCUGUUGAAGCAAACUCAUCAGCCAUGCUGCGAGCUGCAGAAGUUCAAGCAAAUUUGCCUUUACAGUUUCCUAGUUUUGUCAAAUAUAUGCUCCAUUCACAUGUCACGGGGGGAUUUUGGUUGAGCUUUCCAAAAAGAUUUUGCGAUGCCCAUUUGCCAAAACAUGAUGAUACCGUUGUUUUGGUGGAUGAAAACGAAGAAGAAUUUGCUGCCAAGUACCUUAUUGAUAAGAAUGGAUUGAGUGGGGGUUGGAGAGGUUUCUCCAUUGCUCACAGCCUUCUUGAAGGGGAUGUCUUAGUCUUCCAAUUGAUUCAACCCUGCAAAUUUAAGGUAUACAUUGUAAGAAAACAUAGCUUGACAGAAAUUGAUAGUGCUAUCAGUCUCCUAAAUCUGGAUUUUCAUGCUAGACCAAUCAAAUCUGAUCAAGAUGAAGUGAUGAAAAUUUGUGAAGCAAAAGAGGAGAAACACUUGGAGCCUUCUACCCAAGAUAUUCAUCAAGAUGACAAACAAGAAGAAGCCAUGUUGUUACCAAACUCGGACCACGGCCCUGUAACAGAUCAAUGUGGGAAUGACAGCGAUAAUGCCUCUGAAGUUUUAGAAGGAAUUAGAUUUUCAGAAUCAAGAAUCGAAUUCAAAGAUGUGAAGGACUAUUCUGGCUUCAACAUUCUCGUCGAUGGCCUGAUCAUCGACUCUGAGGUUCCUGCACACAUUCGGAACAAAUACUAUGGUCUUUGCAGCACCCAAAAUUCAUUUCUCCAUGACCAUUUACUUGGUGGCCUAAAUGUCAAGCUAGCUGCUGGAAUGAUUACUGAAACUGUGAACAUUGCUGAUGCCAUUAGAGCUUCCAAGAUGUCGACCCCUCGUGAAUAUCUUGAUACUUGGGACAAUACAUUGAAAGGGUUCGAGUGUUUAGGCAUGGGAGUUGGAUUUUUACGUGCAAGGCUUAGUAAGCUCGUUAGCUUGUCAUGUGAAUCGAAAAACAUUCUUGCAUCAAAGAAAGUUGAGCUAGCUGAAGCAAAAGAGGAAAUGAAGAAUCUUGAAGAAAAGGUUUUGAAAGUGAAACAGGUGAUAAAGAAUCUAGAUUCUGAUAUUGAGGCUUUAACAAAGAAAGAUGCAAAUUUUGAGCUCAAUUUCAAGAGACUGGCAGCUGCUCCAUGGUAAAGAUAUCUUUCUGAAAAAAUGGUCCUGACUAAUAUUAGUGUAUAAUUAGUUUGUGAAGAGACCUUUUAGGUUCGUAGCAGGAAUAUUCAACUCUUCUUUAAAGAUGGGUCACUGCUAUUUUUCGUGAGGCUACACGGUCCAUCGUAUCCUUUUUUUACUUUUUGUAAAUUGCUGAGAAGCUUACUGUCUAGUAUGACUAUGAAGGUCACCAGAUAUUUAUUACUAGAAUGAGUCAAGAGUAUAUGACUAGUUGGAACGAGUCAAGAAGACCUACAAGUGUAUAAAUUUCUAUUUUUCUUGUCACAUGCGUUUCAAAUUUUUUUGUUUU